Naegleria fowleri is the source of this 855-nucleotide messenger RNA. RefSeq lists its product as uncharacterized. The transcript has a single exon. NCBI's taxonomy places the organism in Eukaryota, Heterolobosea, Eutetramitea, Acrasida, Naegleriidae. The record is from RefSeq and is a predicted model, not a curated record. The coding region runs from base 1 to 855 and encodes 284 amino acids.
AUGAAUACUCUCCAUCGACGUGCUUUCGAAGCAAUUCUUGAAUAUUUGUACACAGAUACAAUUGACACUUCAAUAUUUAAAAAGGAAGAGUGUGAAGAUGAUUUUGAAGAAGACUAUGAAGAAGAGUAUGACGAUGAUGAAGAAGAUAAUGAUGAACAUUCGAAUGAAGAGGAACCUUCUCGCAAAAAGAAGAAAAACAACCAUGAUGAGGAAGAGGAGAAAAAGGAGAAUCAUGAAACGCAUGAGACCAAGAUGAUGAUUGGUGAUUCCCCUUUCAACCUGUUACGUCAAAUCAUUUAUUUGGCCAAGUUUUUAGAUUUGAAACAAUUGAUACGUCGCCUCAUCACAGAUCUAUUGGGUGGAGGAAUUUACAAAUUAGUGGCCAUUUAUUAUGAUGGUGUUGAUGGUUCUUGCUCGUUUUUAUCCUCACAGCAACAAGAACAACAACCUACAACACUCAGAGAAUAUGAUUUUAUGGAAUUUACCAUGUUUGUGUUCAUGACAUAUGGUAAUCAUUAUGGAGAUAUGGAUUGUUUGCUUGGUUUUCCAAACUCUUUUCUUGAACUUGUUUGUUCACAAUAUUGCAUUCCAUUGCGCAUCAAAUUGAAAAUUGUGAAGGAACAUUUGAAACAAAAUUAUGGAAUUUCAAAGGCUCCAAUUCCUUCGAGUGUGUUAUCUCAGUACCAUUCUGUCCUUUCUAAGAUUGAAAAGACGAGUGUGGAACAUUCGUUUUUUGUUUCGAAGAAAGAUAUUAAAACAUUGAAAGAAUAUUUUGGAUGGAAUAUAUUUCACAAUCGAUGGAAGAAAUUCAAAAGAAAUUGUCUUCCAAGAGUUUCACUCCUAGCUCAGUACUAA